AUGGCCAGUUCUUCCUCUCGUGUCUCACGCAAGCGGUCGCCCACACCACCCUCGUCAUCCUCUGAAGAUUCAGAAUCCUCCCAGAGUGAAGACUCCUCCCAAGAGUCUGAAGACGAGCAGGAAUCAGCUGCAAAGUCGAAGAGGGGCGAAAAGGCGAAAAAAAGAGGCAAGAACGGUAACAGGCGGGGUAGAAAAAAGAGACGAUGCGCUGACAAUGGCAAUGCAAAGAUCCUUGAACGUGCCAAGUGGUUUCGCCGAGGAAUCGACCUCUACGCUAAUUACCAGGAAGUCUUCAACGUCGGAAUGUCGCUGGAUGGCCUUCUCGCUACCGAUGACGAUGUGGACUCAGAGGGGUACCUCGAUACGACCAAGGUGAUGACUUCACUCUGCGCUGAGUAUAACGUGGAGGACACGGUUAUACUGCGAAUGCAGAAAUCUUACAAUUCUAUGCUGUCUCACGCCCCCGGACUCAAGAAACGCAUCCAGCAGUAUAUUGAUAAAGACGACCUCGAUGGGCUGUGGCAGUUGGUCAACGAGAUUACAUCGGCAGCGAACGCUGGCAAGAACGAAGACACUGAAAAAGCCAAGUCCGGAAUUGCGAGUUGGAUCGCACACGCAAAGUCUAUAUCAGCCAAUAGCACUGCAUCAAGUGGAUCGAUGCCGUUCACCUCGAAUGACAAGGCGGACCGAGGCUUUAACGAUCUCGAAUAUGCUCGCUUACUGACUCCACCAUCUUUACUCAACGAGUUUGAUGCUGAUCCUAUAAAGUUCUCUGAGCGUUACGGUCCGAAUGGCGAAGAGGCACUAACGACCGAGGAAUAUCCUUCGGUGUGCUAUGCUCCAGGCUCCUACUCUCCCGGUGACCUCCUCAACGGGUUUUCCCAGUCACCCAUCAUGGCUUGUUAUGGUGAUACCGCCUAUAAGUUUGCUCGUACCGUCUUGCUCGGGAAAUCAGCGACGUUCAAUGGAAGCCGUUCGAAGAACGCGCGGCCGUGUAUUGCGGAUAUCCACGGAAUCACGAAACUAACUGCACCAUUCAUCUCGUACCUCAGCGUUCAGACUCGGAUUGCCAUCAGCUCGAGGAAGUUCUGCGAGAAAGACGACCUCUUUGAUUAUCCUGAGAUGUACUACGAUGUCAUAGAGCUCUUCCAGACAAAAGAGCCUGUGAUCGAGAGGUGGUCCGGCCCGACUUACGAGUGGUGGAAUAUAGAAGUCUUCAAGAACAAGGACGGCCGUGUCGUUUCAAGACCAAAGUCGAAGCCUAGUGGAGCUCUGACCAUGCGCGAGCGGAUUUUGGCUCAAGCAGAGGCAGCAAAAUCAGCUACUAGUUUCCUGCUCUUCUCGUCCUUCUACGCUCGGUCCACCUUCAACGACUUCUGUUCCUACUUCUACAUCUGGUGCUUCGAUUUCUUUUCCUUCGUCAACUCGUUCCUCAGCUCCAAUAGUGCCAUCUUCCUCAGCUUCGUCUUCCUCAGCUCCCUCCUCUUCGGCUCUGGAACCGAUGCCGCCUUCGUCAACCUCUGCAACAGCCGUUUCGUUAGUGGCCGUAAUGGUCGGGAUGAAGAGGAACAUCUGGAAGAUGAGAGAGUGCAAAGACGGAAGCCACGGAAGGUAGCCGCGGAUGUCAGGGAGGGCGAGGAUGAGGACGAGGACAAGGAAGGUCGUGUGAAGAAGCAUGGAAAGCGUGCGGAUAUAGAGGAUGUGGAGCGGAGCCCUACAAAGACGAGGAAACGGAAGAGUAGGUCAGAUGAGGGUGAAGGGGAAGACGACGACGACAGUGUUCAGGCGGCUUCACAACCAGCGAAGAAGACUAAGAAUCAGACGUUGAAGAACUCGAAGGCAGUUAGCUCGAGGCCACGUCCGAAACAGAAGAAGACUUGA
Stereum hirsutum FP-91666 SS1 is the source of this 1881-nucleotide messenger RNA. RefSeq lists its product as uncharacterized. The record is from RefSeq and is a predicted model, not a curated record. Lineage: Eukaryota; Fungi; Basidiomycota; Agaricomycetes; Russulales; Stereaceae. The transcript is spliced from 10 exons. The coding region runs from base 1 to 1881 and encodes 626 amino acids.